Messenger RNA from Symbiodinium sp. CCMP2456, 249 nucleotides. The record is from the annotation of a GenBank genome assembly. Lineage: Eukaryota; Dinophyceae; Suessiales; Symbiodiniaceae.
GAUGGUACACGCGAGGAGUGGACGGCGGAUCUCGCAAAGGCUGUCGUUACGCUUCGCCAGUCGCAUGGUCUUCUCGCCACGGCAUUGGAGCGGGAGGAAGUUGCGCAGACAACUUCGGACAGGCUCAGGCACGAGGUGGCUUCGACAGAGGCAUCUUUGCAGACCGUGCAAGCGGAGAAGGAAGCUCUUCAUAACGAGGUUUCGGUCUCCUCACAGAAGCUGAGGGAAGGCAUUCAGCUCAGAGACGAG